AGUUAUAAAUCGGAUAAAUACGUGGGAGACGUGGACUCGGACUCAGACCAUGAAAUAGAGUUUGCUCCUCCCAAACACUACCACCAAGUAGACGCAUCCAAGAAAUUCAAAAACCAAAUCAAUGAUAAUAAGGAAAUUUGGCUCAUUAAAACUCCAAAAAAUUUCCCAAUUUCAAAAUUAAAGUCAUUACCGGUUAGUUUUACUUCUACAUCAAUUACAAAUGGACCCAAGACUUUUGAUCUCGGAGAGAAAAACUAUCAGGUGAAUGAAGAAAACUUAUCAAAUAAUGAAGAAGUACGUAAAUACUCAUUAAUUGCUAAUAGAAAAAUCGUUUCCAAUAAAAAAAUCGAUAGAUUUUAUCACAUUAGUGAAUACGUCAACAUUCCUAAAAUCAACUAUGACCAAGUUAAAACUCCAAGAGAAAAUGUUAAAGUCAUUGAAAAUUUAAAAAUGAGACAUUUCCCAACCGGUUAC
Molecule: messenger RNA, 474 nt
Organism: Hyphopichia burtonii NRRL Y-1933
Lineage: Eukaryota; Fungi; Ascomycota; Pichiomycetes; Serinales; Debaryomycetaceae
Gene: RPA34
Product: DNA-directed RNA polymerase I subunit
Exons: 1
Biological process (GO): transcription by RNA polymerase I
Source: RefSeq, a predicted model, not a curated record